Molecule: messenger RNA, 1766 nt
Organism: Hypoxylon trugodes
Lineage: Eukaryota; Fungi; Ascomycota; Sordariomycetes; Xylariales; Hypoxylaceae
Product: NAD(P)-binding protein
Exons: 3
Coding region: 148-1629 (493 amino acids)
Biological process (GO): ergosterol biosynthetic process
Cellular component (GO): endoplasmic reticulum
Molecular function (GO): 3-beta-hydroxy-Delta5-steroid dehydrogenase (NAD+) activity; 3-beta-hydroxysteroid dehydrogenase [NAD(P)+]/C4-decarboxylase activity
Source: RefSeq, a predicted model, not a curated record
GGAAGAUAUUCUGCUAUCCGUACAAUCCUACAAAAGCCGAAACUGUUUGUCAUCGCUGUUCGGCAAUAUGAAUCCUUCACUUGUGACUUUCAGCACCCGUACAACAUAACUGGAUCGUCUUCAAUUGUUCGUGGUAGCUCUACUACUAUGUCGGACGUGGUGGGUUGGGCAUUCACGACCCUGUGGGCUGCGCUGGCUGUUCUCGUGAUUUACUUAUUUCGAGUAAACCAGCUUCUCAGCCAGACACCAGCCGAGGUCCGGAAGCUUUCGGGUUCGCGCUGGACAGAGAACCAACUCAAGGAAACCUAUCAGAAAUUACAGGAGAAGCCAAUUGACUAUACAGAUAAGCUACCGCCAAAAUUGGAGCGUCGAUACGUCGUCACCGGUGGUUCUGGACUUGUCGGUGGCUUCAUAGUGCUUCAGUUAUUAGCUCGUGGCAACCUACCUGAGAGCAUCCGAAUCAUCGAUAUUCGAAAGACUGAGCGCAAUGACAUGCGCAGUGGACCCGCAACGAAGGUUGAAUUCGUGCAGACGGACAUCACUUCGCUUGAUUCUGUUGAAGCAGCCUUUGGACGCCCGUGGCACUCCUCCGUAGCUCAUCUACCCCUCACUGUGUUCCACACGGCUGCUGUUAUCCUAGCUUCCGAGCGGUCUAAAUAUCAUUAUGCCUUCCCGGAAGCCGUCAAUGUGAAAGGUACGAAAAACGUACUUGCGGCGGCGCGAAGAGCGGGCGCGGAUAUCUUUAGCUCUACCUCGUCCGGUUCUAUCUCUAUCCGGCCCGUAGAACCGUGGGUUGCGCCUUGGGAACGUUCUGCGCGACACUUUUGGCAGAUUUUAGAUACGAAGGAUUUCUAUGCGCCACUAAGAAAACGUGAGGGAUACUUCGCCAACUACCCCGCUUCGAAAGCGGUGGCGGAGAGACAUGUGUGCGAAGCAAGCGAGACACAGUUUCGCACAGGUUGCAUUCGUCCUGCGAAUGGCGUUUACGGAAACCCAACGGAUAAUACCGUCGGUGACCCUCUAAGUCGAGAAGUUCUGCCAACUUGGGUGCCCCAUAUCGUGCAGAGUUUCGUACAUGGCGCUAAUGUUGCUAUUGCCCAUCUGCACCACGAGGCGGUCCUCGCUCAACCUUGGCCAGAGAGUGCCAGGUACGCGGGUCGACCGUUCGUGGUUACGGAUCCGAAUCCACCAAUAACAUAUAACGAUCUGUAUACGGCGAUUGGGACACUUUCAGUGCAUCAGUUUCGGACUAUUAAGGUGCAGCCUGUUGUCAUUCUCUUGCUCGCCCAUGCGGUUGAAAUUUAUGGCGAGUUACCUUACAAGUACCCAUUUUUACGCAAGGUAUUGCCUGAGCUGAAAGGCGAUAUCCGACAUCUCAAGCCGGGGAUUUUCUCAAUCUGUACACAUCUGGUCGCAUCCAACGAAGAGAUUGGGAAACCCAUUUCUCAAGGUGGGCUUGGGUACACCGGUGUAAUCACCACGUUAGAGGGUAUGGUGUUAGAAAUUCUGGAAUGGAAUAAUGAACACGUGAACGAUGUCAAAACUCGCAAACCAUACACGACAUCAAUUUCGUUGGCGGAACAGAUCCAGAAAUUGUGGGCGGUAAGUGGCAGCCAUGUCUCGAGUUGACACCGAAUCUGUAAGAUGCAUUAUUCUAGAAACAAUUCAUGUCAGCCCGUUUGCAUAUCAAUACCUUUCUAAGAUGUAUUUAACUCUUGAAUGAUACUAGUUUUAAAUGAACAUGACCGAUUGGUGAUGAGAUCUAA